Molecule: messenger RNA, 885 nt
Organism: Saccharomyces paradoxus
Lineage: Eukaryota; Fungi; Ascomycota; Saccharomycetes; Saccharomycetales; Saccharomycetaceae
Gene: CIM1
Product: mitochondrial HMG-box protein CIM1
Exons: 1
Coding region: 1-885 (294 amino acids)
Source: RefSeq, a predicted model, not a curated record
AUGAAGGUCACUUUAUUAUUGAAGGCCCAGCUCUCACCUGUUAGCUAUACGACAAAGAAAUCUUUCCAAAGACAACUCAACCGCACUCCAUACACCGCCUUCCAAUACUUCUUCCAACUUGAAGUCCAAAAAUUGCAUAACGUCUCAAAGUAUGAAGAUAUCAUAAAUCAUGUAAGAGGGAAUAGCAAUUUCAAAAGGUUCGCAAGAAAUGAGUGGGACAGCAUGUCAUUGACUAAAAAAAGGCUUUACUAUGCAUCCUUUUGCCAGUCAAUGAACAUUGACAUUUGGAAUGUCAGUAAAGUUGAACUUGCCAAAAGAUUAGAAAUUCCCAUACCGGUAAUGAGUGAGUAUUUACUAUUUAGGAAUAAGUUCAAGGUGAAAUUUGAUUCUCAUUGCAGCUCUUUGGAACGUAAAGAUCGUAAAAGUAUUCCAAGACCUUCUAUUACUAGAAAGGCUGCAACUACAGAUAUAUGUUCAAAGAACCGUAGCAACGCAUCCGUCAGCAAAAUAAAACCUCGGAAGCGAUUAGUGGCGAUGAAAAGGAUUUCUCGUUCAGAGAACAUUGCAGAAAGUCAUUCUGGCGAAGCCCAAAAUUACCUUUAUGAUUACAUGAAAAGGUUUCAACAAAUGUGCAAAGAAUGCCGAUAUGCUUGGAACGAAAAGGUUGACUAUGACCAGAAACUAGAAAUUAGAAAAAAAUUACAGCUAUGGAGGUCAAAAUUUGAGGAGAUGAUGGAUAACGAAAUACAAAUAUUGCAAAAAAACAUGGAUACCAUGUCAAAGUUUGGUCUUAGAAGUGAGUCUUACCUUACCGCCGCGGAUCACAAUACAAAUACAUCACCAAAUAAUAUUCUUCCCAUGGCGCAUCUACUGAAAAAGAAAUGA